GUUCAAAACUGGAAAAAACCUGAUGCACUACAGUAUAGCAAAACCAUGUUGGAGGCAGGUUAGAAGUCAACAGUUGUAUGAAAGUCAGUCAUUUUUCUUUGAGAAUGUUUGCUUCCCUCCUCGUGGUCACGCUGGGGUUGUGUUACUGCAGACAGGACAGCAAUCAGACAUUUCUGGGGAUUCCACAGCUAAUUGGCCCUUCAGAGGCUGUUCUGGGACGAAUUGCAGUAUUCAAAUGUGUAGUGCCAAACCACCCGAAGAAUGAAUCUGUCCUGCUGCAGUUAUUCAACAAGGAUAAAGACAAGUGGUUGGGUGAGUAUACUUCCCUGUCUGGAGAAGCUGGAACCUUCACCCUGUUCAUUAGACUGUACCAUGAGGGCAGACUGGAGUGUUUGGCCAGAGCACAGAGCAACCCUCACAUCGGGCCCACUGUCAGCAGAACACACUACCUGAGGGUGGUUGAGGGAGUGAAGGAGGCACAUAUUGUUCCUUCAGGUCCAGUAGAGUUCUUUCAAGGCCAGAGUCUGGAGCUGCUCUGUGAAAUUACUGCUGGAAACAACGUGUCCUACAAAUGGCUGCAGAAUGGUCAGCUCAUCUCUCCAUCUCCUAGUCUACAUCUCUCAGAUAACCGUCUCUUCAUCUCCAGAACCACUUCAGAAAACACCGGCUAUUACACAUGCAUGGCUUCCAACUACUUCAACCAUAGAGUCUUUUCAAACUCCACAAGUCCUGAUAUUGAAAUCACAGUCAAAGAUGUGGUGUCAGCCCCCGAUAUCUCCUUCACUGUGCUGAAGGAGGACUCCUACAACUACUCUGCUGUGGUCACAUGUGAGUCGGCGAGUGGGACCCUGCCUGUCACCUUUUCACUCUACAACAGGACAGAGCUGGUUGCCAAUGUGACGAGUGAUAACAGGAGGGCCAUAUUUAAGUUACCACUUGUCUUGGAUCAAUACUCAGGAGAGAUCCAGUGCAACGCGGACAACGGAGCCCAGGCUGCUCACAGUCAGUGGCUGCCCUUGGAAGUUGUCUCAGUUGGUGGGCCUGUGACCAUGUACUACGACUCCGACAUUGGAGAAAACUUUGCUGUGAUUGGCUUGAGGUUGUACUGCAAGGCGGCAAAGGGAUCUCAUCCACGCUACCAGUGGUUCCUCAACAAAACCCUUCUCCGUGACAGAGGAAGUUUCUACUAUGUGGUCGACCAGCUGCCAGAACAGUCAAUACUCCUGCUGUCUGUGGGGAGGAGCAGCGCUGGGACGUAUCGCUGCCAAGUGUCUGACAGCUUUGACAACGCCACUGCAAUGAGCAGCAGGAAGCGAUACUUGGAUAAAGAAGUGCUGAACCGGCUCCCUGUCUUGGUGGUGGCAGUAGUCUUUGGUUGUUUCACAACUUUGAUCCUCCUGGUGUCCGUCUGUUGUUGUGUUGGAGUCGUGUACAAUAGGGGUCUGGAGAUGGAGAGAAUGGCAGUUGCCUACGAAGACGAGCUGGAUCUGUGUGAGUACGGUGAGGAUGCAGGUGUGGUGAGAUCAGCCAGAGGGGGGGAAUUUGAUCAGACAUCUGAGGCCUCUGCAGAUGAAUGGCCCCAAAUUGCAGAACAGAAGAAGACGCUGGAGGAUGAAACGUUUGAGGCCCUUUGAGGACUCGUCAUUUGCUCCAUAUAAUCACACUGCUGUGGUUAAAUAAACCCCUGCUCGUGAUGCUUCA
Platichthys flesus (European flounder) is the source of this 1701-nucleotide messenger RNA. Its product is annotated as carcinoembryonic antigen-related cell adhesion molecule 5. The record is from RefSeq and is a predicted model, not a curated record. The coding region runs from base 78 to 1634 and encodes 518 amino acids. The transcript is spliced from 12 exons. Lineage: Eukaryota; Metazoa; Chordata; Actinopteri; Pleuronectiformes; Pleuronectidae.